UAUUUUUCAUCUGGGGUGUAUUUAAUGUGAGUGUGAGAAAGCGGAAGAUUUGUGUUUCCAGCCGAACUCGGGCGGUGUGCGCUCCUUCUGUUUCCGUGUCUAGGAGAAGAGCAGCGGUGUGAUUUCUGAGGAGACUCUUAUCCGUCAAAAUGCAGGACCCAAAUGAAGACACAGAGUGGAACGAUAUCUUGAGGAAGAAAGGCAUUCUUCCUCCCAAAGAGAUACCUAAAGAUGACGAAGAGGAGGAGUUGGCCCUCAAACAGCAGUCUCUCGUUAAAACGUAUGAGAGCAUGACACUGGAAGAACUGGAUGAGAAUGAAGACGAGUUCGGUGAGGAUGAUGAGGCUGCCAUCGAGAUGUACAGACAGAAGCGUCUUGCUGAGUGGAAGGUGUCUCAGUUGAAGAAUGUGUUCAAGGAGGUGGUUGAAAUCUCAGCACAAGACUACGUCAAGGAGGUGAAUCAGGCCGGAGAAGGCAUCUGGGUGGUGCUGCACCUCUACAAACAGGGCAUCCCUCUGUGUACGCUCAUCAACCAGCACCUGAGCUUCUUGGCCAGGAAGUUCCCGCAGACCAAGUUCAUCAAGUCAAUCUCCACCACCUGCAUCCCCAACUACCCCGAUCGCAACCUGCCCACCAUCUUUGUCUAUUACGAGGGGGAGAUGAAGGCCCAGUUCAUCGGUCCCCUGGUCUUCGGGGGCAUGAACCUCAAAGUUGAAGAGCUGGAGUGGAGGUUAUCAGAGUCCGGGGCGGUGAAGACGGACCUAGAGGAAAACCCGAAGAAGCAAAUUGAAGACAAGCUAAUGUCGUCAAUCAGAUGUUCGCUCCCCACACGAAAGGACAGUGACUCUGAGGAAGAGGACGAUUAGAAAAAAACAUGUUACUCCAAAGCAGAACAACCAUGUGGCUGUUAUGUGGGAAACACUCAGAGGACCUUGAAACAUUGGAUGAUAAUAUGGGCAGCGAUAGCAUCUCCUUUUAUGAGCAAGUUCAUUUCAUGUUUUGACCAUGUAGGUGGCGCUGUUGUGCUGCGAUCAAUCCUGCUCAAAGGAACUUUGGACGCUUGGUGGCACAGUAUCAAACCUACAGUACGAUCCCUCUUUUUGUAACUUUAAUAAUGUCCAGAUGCAUCCACUGAAUCUCUACAAAAUAAUCAAAGACAAAUUUUAACUUUUUUAUUAUGUUUCAUGUUAAUUUUGUCACAAAAUGUACAUGUACAUUUAAAAUCUGUAAAAUUAAAUGUGAGUUCACCGCUUUGCCACAAUAUCAGUAUUUUCCCCCAAAUGCUAUUUUUUUGGAAUCUGUCAUUGACCUAAAAAGACCUUGCCUAAGACCUUCUUUUAAAUGAUUUGUUUCAAGAUUAAAAGACAUAUUUCUUGUG
Messenger RNA from Hippoglossus stenolepis (Pacific halibut), 1378 nucleotides. It is a transcript of the gene pdcl3, whose product is annotated as phosducin-like 3. NCBI's taxonomy places the organism in Eukaryota, Metazoa, Chordata, Actinopteri, Pleuronectiformes, Pleuronectidae. The record is from RefSeq and is a predicted model, not a curated record. The transcript has 6 exons. Gene Ontology annotation, cellular component: cytoplasm. Gene Ontology annotation, biological process: angiogenesis; protein folding; positive regulation of gene expression. The coding region runs from base 150 to 866 and encodes 238 amino acids.